GAAAAAAACUACUUUUUUCUAUCUGUCAUGCUCCAAAUGUUAGUGUUCGAUGAAUCAGAUUAAUCAGGAACUCCCGAUUGCCUGAGGCUCAGUCUUUAUUCCGUGGUUGCACGAUGAAACUUUCGAGUUCUAUAUUUUGGUGGAUCGUGAGUAUCCUUUUUGCAGUCAGUAUAAUUGAAGGGAGGCCAAAUCGUCGUUAUGAGGACGACACCGAUUUGAGUUCACCAAAAUAUGAUGAUGUUUCAGUUGAGCGUGUAAGUAUAAAGGUCUAUCGCGGCGCUAAUCGAAAAGAAAAGGGAAAAAUUUACGUCCCUUGGGGUGUUUGGAUAAGGCAGCCAAGCGGUCAGCGAAUUAAUUAAGUCAAAACGGUUUCACAAACUGUCAUUAUUUUUCAACAAAUACUUCUCGUUCGUCGAAUGGUUCAUGUUUAAUCCUCGAAGUGAAGUUUCACUAUUUUUUGCCUAUGUGUAAAUAAAUGGAUGAAUAAUUUUGAUUCGCCUUGCGUAUUUUUAAUUAUGUACCUACCCACUCGUAUUGUUUUUGAAUUUUUUAAUUUUGAAUUCGAUACGCCCUUAUAUAAGCACGCGUCAAUCUCUUCUUAACUGUUACCUUACCGACCCCCCACUUUUAUACUGUUAGAGCAGCUGAUGGAUUACUUCAUACUUCAAUUUUGGUAUACGCACGUGCAUCCGGUGCCGACAAGAAAACUUGCGUUCUGUUUUCCUUCCAAAUACUCACGAAAAAGUGUUAACGUUAAAACCAUUUAUCGUGAUUGCAAUGGCUUUCAAAAUAAGCCUAUUCGACUUCGUUGAGUAAAACACGACAAUGAAUAAUCGUCAUGUUAUUAUCUAAAAUGCGGACUUAACCUACCUACUUAUUUCUUCUACCUACUUAGUUCUGAAUGAAUCUUUAGUAGGCAAAUCUAUGGUCGAACUGUCACAUUAAUUCAAGUAAUCAUACCGAAUUAUAUUAUUGGAAAGCAUAUAAUAAAUAUCUGUUUGAUUGAAUAAUACAAAAAACAUCAUGUCGACCUCAAGAGAGGAAGAUGAAGUAAUAAAUAUGAAAAGUGAGCCUGAGCAAGAUGAUUCGGACAACUGCAAAUACUGCCUAGAGCUAUGUGAUCCUUGUGAAAAACCAGCAAUCCGCUGUAUGGGAUUGUGCUCAAAAAAAAUUCAUGUCAAGUGUUUGAGACGGGGUGGAGUGCCGAGUCCUCUAAGUGGAGAUGUUUUUUUCAACCUAACGUGCGAAGAAUGCAGCCCUUUGGGUGAAGCUUUGACCAGAGACAAACUUUCUUGGUUCGGAGUUCUUGUUCUCACUCUUUAUAACUUGAGAGAAAAAUCUAGUGGAAUUAGCAAAAGAGGAUAUUUUCAUUGGAAAUCCGAUAUUAGCACUUUUGUUGAACGUAAUUGGGAACAUUUGUUCCAGAAAGGCAUAAAAAGAAAAAAAAACUGGGUUGGCACAAUAUCAGGCACCCUCUCGCACUUCAGCGGAGUUUUUUUCAAGUCAGGAACAACGGAACUGAAUGAAUCAGGAUGGUGGCGGUUGUGUGACACUGAUCCACCAGAAGUUUUGAUAGAAAGGAAUCUCAAAAUCGUUUUAGACCGCAAGAGACAUUCUCUCAGCCAGCCAAAAAAUUGUCGCAGACAAUACAGCAGUCCAACACCCUCAGAGUCCAGUAUUUCUUUCGGAGAAGAUAGCAACUGCGCUACAGACAAUGCCAGGACCCUGGCGCCUUCAAUGUACUCGAGAGCAUACGUACAGCCAACUGAAAUUCUUUCAGACUUUUUACUUGCCGAUGAAGACAUCCCUGACAUGUUAGACAUCGAGGACCAAUUGGAUAUGAACAACCAUCAUGAAUCGUUAUCGAUUGCGGAAAUGAUACAGGAUGCGCAAAACCAGAAUGAUCAAAGUUGCGACAGCGGCGGAACGACGUUUUCCCAUACUCUGAACAAUCUUGUACCUGAAUGGAUGAACAACAUGCUAAACGAAUCGUCCAGUGUCGUCGGUGACGAAAUCAAAGAGUUUCAGGAACGUGAAGAGAAAGGGCAGUGCGACAAUGAGGAUAGUUGCGACAGUUCGAGCUCUGUAAAGGAAAUACCAUCGUCGUUAUUCACUAUCAACCCGAGAAGAGAGUGGCCGUGGAAAAGAAAGCCCGUAGCAGCGGAAAAAAAGCCGAGAAUGAGUCACCACGAAGAGUCGUAUCUGCUUCAAAGCAUCAAUAAAUCGGAUUUAGAUUUAUUCACACCAGCGAAUCGGCGGAUUUACCGAAAGCUAGCAGUUCGAAAAUUGAAGCGAGAAUAUAGUUUGCCCAUCUUCGACAUCGACCGUUUUGGUGUGAAUUCAAAGUCUGACGAAAAAUUCAGCAAAUACGGGAAUCGAGUGCUGGAUCGAUUUUCGUGCGACAAUAUCAACGGAUUUUUCGAACAACGUUUGGCCGGACAUCACGAGCCCACUGCCGUUCACAGCCCUUAUACGAACAGGCUUCUAAAACCAUUCAUCAGGAGAGACGCAAUUUGUACUCCUCUUUGGCUCAGAAUUACUGACGAGCUUUGCGCGAAGGCGAACAGAAAAAAUCUCGAAUGGAAACCAAAACCACGGAGUACGAUUGAUUAUUGCUAUGUACGACCGCACCACAUUCCUGCUGUCAAUAGUUUAUGCAGUCAAUUCUUUUGGCCAGGAAUCGAUUUAACCGAAUGUCUUCAAUAUCCGGACUUCAGUUGUGUAGUUUUGUACAAAAAGCUGGUGAUUGGAUUCGCAGUUUUAGUACCGGACGUCGGUUGCAACGAAGCUUACAUUUCGUUUUUCGUGACCCGUCCAGAAUGGCGUAAAUCUGGAAUCGGAACGUUCAUGCUGUACCAUUUGAUACAAACUUGCAUGGGCAAAGACGUUACUCUGCAUGUUUCAGCUACAAAUUCAGCCCUCAUACUGUAUCAAAAAUUUGGCUUCAAAAUCGAGGAAUUUAUUCAAGACUUUUAUGAUAAAUACAUGCCACCUGGUCCACGGGAAUGCAGACACGCGCUAUUUCUGAGACUGAACCGAUAAUUCGACAUGCCUACCUUAAAAGUUCACAAUUCAGAGAAGGUAAAUUCCUCACCUGAAAAAUGAUUUGUACAAAAUGUCCUGGUUCGUAAAAAAUAAUUUAUAUCGAGUAGUGAGUUCCACAAUCGAUUUUCAGUUGAUGGUGUAAUAUAUAUUUUGUAAACAUUGAGUGAUUUAUAUUUUAAAAAAACAUAGUUUUUGAAUAAGGCGACGCUCGCGUGCUGUUUUGGAAUUUUCAAAAUUCCUCUUACGUUAAUGACAGAAUUACAAAUAACAGACUUUUUGGAUCUCUCAACGUUAUCACUUUUACUUGUAAUAAUUUGUUUAAAAAUAAAUUUUAUAUUUUGCUAUGAAAA
Molecule: messenger RNA, 3395 nt
Organism: Venturia canescens
Lineage: Eukaryota; Metazoa; Arthropoda; Insecta; Hymenoptera; Ichneumonidae
Gene: Atac2
Product: Ada2a-containing complex component 2
Exons: 8
Coding region: 1024-3042 (672 amino acids)
Molecular function (GO): histone acetyltransferase activity
Source: RefSeq, a predicted model, not a curated record